Oikopleura dioica is the source of this 519-nucleotide messenger RNA. NCBI's taxonomy places the organism in Eukaryota, Metazoa, Chordata, Appendicularia, Copelata, Oikopleuridae. The record is from the annotation of a GenBank genome assembly.
AUGGCUGAAACUUAUUUCAAGAUUGUUCUCGAUCUGAACAGAACGGAGCUUGUGAAAAUCUACGAUUUACUUGAUGGGCGAGUCUUUCCAACUCCCAUUCCUAUGAGUGAUAAAGCUUCCGUGGUUGCAAAUAUCCUUUAUUUGGACGAUUCUAUCCUUGGUCGCGGAAAGAAAUACUUUUUCAAAAAAGACAAAGACGGCUUUGUUGGAUAUCUACCCGAAUUUGCCACCGAUCAUCCAAAUGUGGCAGAUUCGAUUGAACAAAAAUAUGCGAAAAGACGCCACCGACUGGAUCUCGAUCGAAUCAAGACAUCUAAAGCAGCCAAAGAUAUCAACUCCUUGAUCGCGAAUUUACCAAUCACUGAUAGCGACAUUGAGGACGAGCUCGAUUUGUCCGACGAUGAUUCUGUUAAUGAGGCGGAGGCGACGGUAAUUCCAAAUGCUCAAAACACAGGCAACCGCCCAAAUAUCAAGAAGGAAAAGAAAGAACCAAAGCCACGAGUGCAAAAUCUGCAGUAA